Messenger RNA from Aureobasidium melanogenum CBS 110374, 1473 nucleotides. Its product is annotated as MFS general substrate transporter. Lineage: Eukaryota; Fungi; Ascomycota; Dothideomycetes; Dothideales; Saccotheciaceae. The transcript has 3 exons. Gene Ontology annotation, biological process: transmembrane transport. The record is from RefSeq and is a predicted model, not a curated record. Gene Ontology annotation, cellular component: membrane. Gene Ontology annotation, molecular function: transmembrane transporter activity. The coding region runs from base 1 to 1473 and encodes 490 amino acids.
AUGAGCUCCCGCGCCAUUUUGAUUAUAAUGGGAGUUUUAAUUCUGAUCAUCCAAUGUGCCGAUCAAUUUGCAGAGGCACCAUUGACGAGAAUCUUUGAGUCAAUUUACUGCUAUCAAUACUGGGAGCGUGAAGACCCAACCAAGAUCUUAAUACCUAGGCCAGCUAUAGGACCAGGUGCACUUGGUGGCGUGGAAGAACAAUGGUGCAAGGUAGCCGAAGUACAGGGAAAAGUGGCUAUGCUGAAAGGCACUCAGCAAUUUCUUGAAUGCAUUCCAAGUCUCGUUCUAUCAAUUCCAAUUGGUAUUUUGGCAGACCGAUGGGGUAGAAGACCGAUUAUGGUGAUUGGUCUAUGCGGCUUCCCUCUCAGAAUAGGAUGGCAACUCUUUGUGUGUAAAUGUCUUACUGACCUUCGGACAGGUUGGUUCUGGCAGAGUUUGAACCUACGAGUCUCUUGGUUCUCAGCGUUGCAUGCCCUUAUACUGGGAGGCUCACCAGUCAUAACAGCUGUUGCUUUUGUUGUCGUCUCCGAUGUUACGAACCAGGAAUCCAGAUCCGCCGUCUUUCUACGCAUCUACUCCGCCAACCUAACCAGUAAUCUUCUUUGUCCACCUGUAGUGGCUUGGAUUAUGACGCGUAAUCCUCUGGUGGCAGUGUUCAUCGGUAUAGGAUGUUUUUGCAUUGGAGUUCCAUUAUCUCUUCUGAUUCCGGAGACACUGGGAUACCAGCAAGCUGUCAAGCCUGAAGAAGAACGUAGUGACGAGGAAGAGUCAACAUCAUCACCGAAGAACCAAAUCAAGAGCUUCCUGGAGCAAUGCUACAAGCCUCUGGUCGGUUCCACCAAAUACUUCUUGCACGACAAACGGGUUGUCCUUUUGAUCAUCACCUUCGUCCCUAUCAUGUUGACGGUCACCAUCGUGCCCUUGCUCCUGCAGUAUGCAAGUUCACGUUACGGCAUGAGCUUCGCCAGUGUAACAAUGCUGCUGACAGUUCGAGCCGGAGUGACCAUCGCCACGUUCUUGUUUGUGCAGUCAUGGGUCUACAAGCUUCUUGCCAAUGCUGGUGUGAGCGGACAGAAGAGAGACCUCCUCCUUACUCGAGGAAGUGCUGGUCUGAUGCUUGUCGGUUGGGCGGCCGUAGGCUUCUCAUCCAAUGCCAUCGUUUUCACUGCAUCAUUGAUGGUUGCAACCAUGGGAAAUGGUUUCCCAGUCUUCCUCCGCUCCUUCUUAACUGGCUUGGUCGAGCCGAACAGAGUUGCAGAGUUGUACACAGUUAUUGGAGUCGUCGACACUCUAGGCUUGAUGAUCGGCGGACCACUGCUUGCUUGGCUGUUCCAGAGAGGCAUGCAGCUGGGAGGUUUGUUCGUGGGGCUACCUUUCGUCGUGUUGGGUCUGAUCUACGCUAUAUUGACGUCGUUCCUGCUGAGAAUCGGUCAUCACAAGCGCAAGGUCAUGGUGGAGGAAGACAUCGAGUAG